AGAGAGGACCAUUAAUACAAAUGGACCUUUUUAAAGUGUGGGGAGUCUUCUGUUUCAUUGCCUUCUCCACGGCUCAGGACCCCACCAACAGACCAGAUCCUCCACCUUCAUACCUUCUGCUUGCUCCCCGAACCAUCCAAGCUAGAGUCCCAACUUGUUUGUCGGUCAGCAUUCUGGGAAGAGAGCUGGUCACUGUGUUAGCCCAGAUUUUUCAUGGCAAACAGCUCGUAGCUACAAACUCUACUACAGUUAAAGGAGGGUCAACCAGGAUGCUGACUUUGCCAGUCAUUGAUGGUGAAGCUGACAACAAAUACCCAUACGUCCUUGAGGUCAAAGGUUAUGUGGGGAAGUCCUUACUGUUUUCAAACUCCACAAACCUGUCCUUUGACCCCAAAGGCUGCACCACCUUCAUUCAGACAGACAAACUUAACUACCUGCCAGGGCAAGUGGUAAAGAUUAGAGCAGUGUCUAUUCUCUACAAUGGAAAGCCUGCCAACAGCUCCGUGAACAUCACCAUCACUGAUCCGCGUGGGAACUUUAUCAGGCAGUGGCAGAACAAGGAAAGCAACCUGGGGGUUGUUUCCACAGAGUUUGAGUUGUCUGAAAACCCUCCUUUGGGUCAGUGGACGAUCUUAACUGAAGUAAAGGGGGCACAAAGUCAAAAGAAUUUCUUUGUGGCUCAUUAUGUUCUUCCCAGAUUUGACGUUUCAAUAAAAGCUCCUGAUAUCCUCUAUCGAGGAGAUACUUUAAACGGCUGCGUUACAGCAAAAUACUCUUACGGGAAGCCUGUUCAAGGCCAGCUGAACUUGACUUUUAUACAUCAUUUUCCUUUCGCUCAGGAGGUUUACAGUGAAAGCAGAGAGAUUAACGGUAUGGAAAAUUUCACAUUUGGCUUUUCCUACUACCACCCAACGUCUUCACAAAUGUUCUCCACUGAGAAGAUGGAAUACCUUAUGAUUGAAGUUCAAGUUACAGAGGACCUCACAGGUCUGACUUACAGCGACACAAUGAAAGUUUCAUUGAUAGAACAAAAAUACAAAAUUGUAUUUGAAGACUUUCCCAAAACACUGAAACCCUCUCAAAACUUUACUGCAACGUUAAGAUUAUUGACAUAUAAUGACCAACCACUUUCACUGGAGGAUCAAAUGAAGAUGGUGGAAGUGUCAGUGGUCCAGAUGAUGGAAACAUGGUGGAACAUGGGGAUGGAAACUAUGGAAGCAAACUCCACAGACCCUUUAUAUAUGCUUCAAGAGGAGGUGCCACCCAAAGACAUGCAGUUUCCUGUUCCUGCAGAUGGAGUCAUACCUUUACACAUCGAGGUCAUGAAGGGCAUUGAAAUGCUUAUUAUUGAUGUUUCUUUUGAUGACUGUCACAAAACUCUCCAGCUCCGUCGAGGUUAUGUUUCUCCCAGUAACUCCUUCCUACAGAUUCAGAAACCCUCUGAACCAGCACAGGUGGGGACACCCCUCUGGCUAACUAUUAAAAGCAACUUUGACAUGGGCGAUAUUCACUACUUGAUCAAGUCCAGAGGUCAGAUUGUUUCUGCUGGGACAACCUCAGCAAAUCUGACUCUGAUCCCGGAAGGGUCCUGGGCUCCUUCGGCGUGCAUCAUUGUUUACGGCGUGCAACCUGACGGAGAGGUUAUCAAUGAUGGGAUUCAUUUGCCUAUAGCAAAAGUUUUACAAAACAAGGUUUCUCUAAGCUGGAGCAGCUCUCCUAGGAAACCAGCCGAAGACGUCACCCUGAAAGUCUCGGUGGCAGAACCCGGCUCACUGGUCGGGCUGCUGGUGGUUGAUAGAGCCACACAAGGGGCUAACACAGACAAUGACAUCCAUGAGGAGACGGUGCUGCAGGAGAUGCUGAAGUUUGAUGGUUCAAUGAAUCAUGCCAUGCCCAGCAUAACACGAAUUGGAGAUCCUUUGUCUGUUUUUAACACAUGUGAUCUGGAAGUGAUGACAGAUGCCAGUUUGCACAAUGCCAUCUGGCAGUUUUAUGAAACAUACGGGACUGAAGGGAAUGAAGGGAACGAAGGUCCUAUGCAGCAAAACCAGGAGCCCCACGAGCGAAAGUACUUUCCAGAAACCUGGAUAUGGAUGGAUGUUAACACAGGAGAUUCCCACACAGUUAAGUUACCUCUGACUGUGCCUGACAGCAUCACCAGUUGGACAGCCACUGCCUUUGUCAUGUCUGAACAUCUGGGUCUGGGGAUCACAGAGGAACCAGCUACACUUACAGUGUUCCAGGACUUCUUUCUGUCCUUGAAUCUACCGCCGUAUGUCAUCAGAGGAGAGGACUUGGUGCUGGAGAUCAUUUUGUUCAACUACCUCCAACAGGACCAGGAGGUCACAGUCAUUGUUGCAGAAAGUGAGACCUUCGAGUUCAUUUUCCCCGACAUCAUAGACCUCUCCAUGCCCAGUGUUCGUCAGGUUCAUGUGGCGAGUGGGGGCGGCACCAACGUCCUUGUUCCCAUCAGGCCACUGGUUCUGGGAGAAAUUCCCAUCUCUGUGAAAGCCACUUCGUUUGAAUCCUCCGACUUUAUCAGCACAACUGUCCUCGUCAAGGCUGAAGGGCUCGAGCAGACAUUCUCCUCCUCCGUGUUGCUGGAGCUUUCUGCCGGACAGAUGAACCUUUCUAAAAUCGUUGCAUUCACCUUUCCACCAGAUGUUGUUGUGGGGAGUGAGAGAGCUUCAGUCACUGCCAUCGGUGACAUCCUUGGACCAUCCAUCAGCGGCCUGGAUUCGUUGAUUCAGAUGCCAUAUGGCUGCGGCGAGCAGAACAUGAUCCACUUAGCACCAAACAUCUUCAUCCUCCAGUAUCUGACCUUAACUGGGCAGGAUGACCCAGAAAUCACAAAGCGAGCCACAGACUACAUGAUGAGAGGGUAUGAGCAGGAGCUGUCCUUUCAAAGAGCAGAUGGGUCCUUCAGUGCUUUUGGAGACAGUGAUGCAUCUGGAAGUACCUGGCUCUCUGCUUUCGUGCUGAAGUGCUUCCUUCAGGCACAGAAAUUCAUCGUCAUUGACAGCAAUGUGCUCCUCCGUGUGGCGUCCUGGAUCUCAGCCCAGCAGGGGGCUGAUGGCAGGUUUGAAGAACCUGGCAGGGUGAUCCACACUGAGCUUCAGGGAGGGCUUGAUGGGUCCGUUUCCCUCACGGCUUACGUCCUCAUUGCUUUGCUGGAGGCUGAUGCCAUCAGGACUCGGUAUGCAAAUGAGGUGUCUUCAGCCCUGAUGUACCUGGAGACGCGUGUGGCCAUGGGCGGCGUGCCCAGCAACUACAGCCUCAGUCUGGUUACCUAUGCUCUGGCUCUGGCAGGUAGCUCCACAUCAGAGAAUACACUCGCUGAUCUGAUUGAAAAAACUACUAUAAAAGAUGGUUGGCCAAUGUGGUCAUCACCAAAUGCAAGUCUGUCACCAUCCUGGCAGCCUACCUCUGCAGACAUUGAGACAAUGUCCUAUUUGCUACUGUCCCUGCACAAGCUGAACCACAUUCCAGAUGGUUUAGAACUCAUGAAGGCGCUGAGCCAGCAGAGGAAUUCCAUGGGGGGUUACGGAAGUACCCAGGACACAAUUGUGGCUCUGCAAGCCUUGUCUACCUUUGCUGCUGCCGUGGGAUCUUAUCCCUCUGAUCUGAACAUCAAAGUGACCAGCAUCAACUCGGGCAGGGGCACCACCUUCCACAUCAACCAAGAAAACUACCUGGUCCAUCAGAUGCAGCAGAUUGAGCCAGAACAGGAGCUAAACCUUGAGGUGACAGCAGAAGGUCAUGGACUUGCUUUGCUUCAGCUAAAUGUGUUUUACAACAUCAAGAAUGAGAAGCUGAUGAGACAGAGACGAGAUGCGGACAGUCACGAAGCUUUUACUAUGUACAUUGAGCUGUCAGACAUAAACGUGGACUUGGCACAGCUGUCUAUCUGCAGCAGUCUGUCUGCCGGAGUGGGCCUGAACGCCACAGGGAUGGCCAUCAUGGAGGUGGGCCUCCUGAGCGGCUUCCUUCUGCAAGAACCCGGGGUCUCCUUAAAUGACGUUGUAAAAAAGGUGGAGGUGCAGCCUGGAAAAGUCAUCGUGUAUCUGGACUCUGUGACAACAGAGGAGAUGUGUCUGUUGAUUCCUCUGAUGGUGGAGUAUAAAGUUGCUAAAGUCCAAGAAGUAGCUGUUAUCCUCUAUGAUUAUUAUGAACCACGGCGAAGGACUGAAAGGAUGUACACCUCAGAUUGGAGGAACACCAUGUCGACCUGCUCCUUCUGUGGAGACGACUGCAGUCAGUGUCAAGCAAACGACAAUGACAUCACCGUAUUGUCCCAUGGCAGUCGUCUUCUCUCAUUGAUCUGUUUUCCACUUAUUCCAGUCCUGCUGUUUAUCCUUGUUAUUAUGUAAAUGUAAUGAUUAGCACAUUUUAGUUUUUGAUCCAUAUUCCAAUAAGCUAAAAGCUGUUUAUUGUAGUGUUUCUAACAUGAUACAAUAAACAUUUAUAUAGUCGUCUUCUGUGGAACUAAUACCUGCUUUGGAGAAUCAGAACUACCAUUUUGAUUAAGGCGUCUUUUUGUAGCAAUUUGCUAAUUUAAAGUCCUAAACCUGUAAGAAAAGACAAAGUAAUGGCAGCAUGAAUCAUCCAUUCAGCAAUGUUGCUUAGUAUUGCUUGGUAUCUGUUUCUUUAGCCACACGUUAUAAUUUCUUGUACAAAAACAUAAAUGCCUGAUGGAUAACACAGCCCGGUUACAAAUAGACUGAAGCUACUUUUUUGUGUUGAUGGAAGCAAAUGUUGAUGUUCACAAGUGACCCAGACAUAAACUCCAAGUUGAAAAGUAAAUUCCUUACUUUGAAACAGCACACAGCUAAGUGCAUGAACCUGAUAAAUAACUACAUUUCAAACUGCAAAAUUAAAGGGUGUUUAAACUUUGAAGUCUGCUUUAAGGCAGCUACAGUGCUGUGACAUGUGGACUUAUGAAGUAUGCGGGAGCCAAAUCUUUAGCCUCUGGCUUUUUCCAGCUUGAUUCUAGUCGACCUGUUUGUAGAACAGUCCGCACAUGCCACAGGUGAAGCUGAAAUUCUUAAGCAUUUGCAAAACCAUCUGCCAAAAAA
Oryzias latipes (Japanese medaka) is the source of this 5075-nucleotide messenger RNA. RefSeq names its product CD109 molecule (gene cd109). The record is from RefSeq and is a predicted model, not a curated record. Lineage: Eukaryota; Metazoa; Chordata; Actinopteri; Beloniformes; Adrianichthyidae. Gene Ontology annotation, molecular function: endopeptidase inhibitor activity. Gene Ontology annotation, cellular component: extracellular region.